Molecule: messenger RNA, 2322 nt
Organism: Ctenocephalides felis (cat flea)
Lineage: Eukaryota; Metazoa; Arthropoda; Insecta; Siphonaptera; Pulicidae
Gene: cass
Product: apoptosis inhibitor 5 homolog
Exons: 10
Coding region: 83-1753 (556 amino acids)
Biological process (GO): negative regulation of apoptotic process
Cellular component (GO): nucleus
Molecular function (GO): RNA binding
Source: RefSeq, a predicted model, not a curated record
AUUUUCUUCUUCGAAAAAUAAUUCAUUUAUUUUCUGUAGUUGUGAGAAUUAAUUUACAAUAAUUUUAUUGCUGUUUAUUAAUAUGUCGGUGGAUAAUAUUGAAAAGCUUUAUAAAUAUUUUGAUAUUUUGGAAUCCGCUAAAGACAAAAUUGACCAACAUGAAGCAGAGUAUUUAGCAAUUCUUGAGGCUGUCAAAGGAGAGCAGAAAGAAAAAAGGUUAGCUUCACAAUUUAUAGCUCGACUGUUUAAACAUUUUCCUAUGUAUGCUGAUAUGGCAUUGGGGGCGCAACUAAAUCUUUGUAGUGAUACUGAUGUCGCAAUUAGAAAACAAGCUACCAAAGAUCUACCUGCAUUUUGCAAAGAUAAUAAAGAGUAUACUCAAAAGGUUGCUGAUAUUUUGGCACAACUUCUACAAUCUAAAGAUUCUCUUGAGUUGAUUGUUGUCCAAAAUUCAUUACUUGCAGUUUUAAAAUCGGAUCCACAGGGUGCAUUUGCUGGGAUAUUUAAUCAAAUACUGCAUGGAGAGGAUAUAGUACGUGAACGGUGCAUCAAGUUUUUAUCAACUAAAAUAAAACAGCUUGGUAGUGAUAUUCUGACUAAAGAUAUUGAAGAUCAAUUAAUAGAAAACUGUAAAAAAGUUUUGCAGGAUGUGACAUGUGAAGAGUUUCAUACACUGAUGUCCAUUCUCUCAUCAACUCGCUUAGGUAAAGCUGUUUCUGGUCACAAGCAACUCGUAGACAUUGUUGUUGAACAAAGUGAACUCGAUGGAAACUUUGAAGUUAAUAGAGAAGAGGAUGACCACAGGGAACGACUAAUGCAAUGUCUUGCUAUUGCAAUGCCAUAUUUUUCGUCUCAAGUGGAUUCAUCUCGAUUUGUGGCAUUCAUAUGUGAUAAAGUGCUUCCUGUAUUCAAUCAGUUGACUUCAUCAAAAGAUGUUCUACUAAAUACAAGCAGCACAGAAGUACAAUUGGACUUACUCAAGGCUUUAUCAGAACUGAUGGUGCAUUGCCAUUCAUUAGAUAUUCCGGAAAAGAGAGCUCAAAGAGUAUACAACGUUUUAUUGGAUUACAUGCCAAUACCUCCUGACUGUGAUACAACUACAGAGUCUCCAUCUUUGCAAUUUUCACAUGUUGAAUGUUUGCUUUACACAUAUCAUUCUUUAAUGAGAAUGGCUUCUAAAACUACUGCUGUCAUUGAAGAAUCUAUGCAAGGAGAAGCAUUGAAAGAUUUUAGAGUGCGAUUACAAUAUUUUGCCAGAGGAGUGCAGGCUUAUAUUAAAAUAUUGAAGGAUGCUCUUAAGGGAAAAACGGAUGCAGAACUAAAAAGUGAAGAGAAUCAAUUGAAAGUGGCGGCAUUAAGGACUACUUCAAAUAUCAACAUUUUAAUAAAAGAUUUAUUUCAUACACCACCUAGUUACAAAAGUCAAAUUACUUUGUCUUGGAUUUUACCUGGUUCAAAAAGACAAAGAAUAGUUGAACCUGAAUAUAAUACUAUUAAAAGUUCCAAUUUCAAGAGGCAUACACCAAUUACAUUUGAAUCUUCACCAAUAAAAAGAACACGUAAUGUUGCAUCAUCUGAAAGUAGACGACAAGGUUCUGCUUAUGCUAAUGGACAGAAAAUGUAUAUACCACCAUCUGGAAAAUAUAGCACAAAGGUUACUAGCUAUGUGCCUUCAAAUUCAUUCCGAGGACGCGGAGGACGUGGGAAUAAGCCAUUCGAAAUCGCAAUAUUCUUUCAGAUCGACCUUCAGUAGUUCUUUUUAGAAUACUUACUCUGAUAUGAAACAAUAUGGCGCCAAAGCUCCAUUUGAAGAUUUUAGAAAAUAAGCAAUUUUAAUGGUUCAACUAAAUUCUCUAAUUGCCACAAAGAUUUUUAUGAAAGAUAUUAAUUUGAGAAUGUGAUAUAAAGCAAAUUUUAAGUGAAUGCAAUUGAGUGGAUACAAUAACUUAAUAAGGAUUGACUAGCUUAUUGAUUAUUCAAAUAAUGCAACAUGAAGACUUGACAAAGUUCAGUUUAUUUUGGACAAUUAUGUGAAAAAAGUAUAUGAAGAUUAUUUACAUACUUUUGUUUUUACACAACCAGAUGAGAGGAUGUAAUGGGUUUGCAUCUUUUUGAAGAGAAUAAUCAAAUAUGAAAAGUUUGAAAACUUAUGCACAGAAGAUGCAAAGUAAUUACAGGUGUUUGCAGAUGACAUAUAAUCUUUGCAUGUCCACUAAAGAAAAGCAGAUGUGGCACUAAGUUUUUAUACAUUUUGCAAUGUCAAAAUUUUGUGUGUUAACAUUUAUUCUCUUGUACAGAUGUAUUUACUUCGAGUUUUCAACU